Messenger RNA from Pipistrellus nathusii (Nathusius's pipistrelle), 300 nucleotides. The record is from the annotation of a GenBank genome assembly. Lineage: Eukaryota; Metazoa; Chordata; Mammalia; Chiroptera; Vespertilionidae.
AUGACCGAGCUCCCCUUGCCCAGCUACCUGCUGGCGUCCUCGGUGGGGCUGCUGCCCACCCAGCUCCUGAACUCCUACCUGGGCACCACUCUGCGGACCAUGGAAGACGUCAUUGCCGAGCAGACUGUGAGCGGAUACGUAGUUUUUUGUUUCCAGGUCAUCCUCAGCGUCGGCCUCAUGUUCUACGUGGUCCAUCGCGCGCAAGGGGAGCUGAAGGCGGCGCUGGGCGCCUGUGAGGUGGAGCUGGACGCUCCGCUGGUGAGCGGUGGGCAGCCGGACGGCGGCAUCGACGUCGUGUGA